AUGGCAGCAACCGCAGGAGAUGCAUAUUCAGCCUCCAAUGGGAUUUAUCCUGCAUGGCCUCCUCCAUGUGAAGAUCAUGAAAACAAAAAAGUAUGUCCGAAAUGUAUGUGCAGGGACUACGAGAGUGAAGUGGUGUUUAAGAAGACGUUGGCACCAAAUGACGUCCAAGGAAGAGGAGGCUAUAGGCUUUAUAUACCGAAGCCACAUGCAGCCAGAUUCUCCCCAGCAAACAUUAAUGGAAGUGAAGUGAUCACUUUCUGUGACGUUCAAAUGAAGUCCUGGCAAAUGGGUUUCCGUACAAUUAGAACUGAUGGAAGAGCUUAUCUCGGCAAAGGGUGGAUCAAGUUUGCUCGAGAGAAGCAGCUACGGGCAGGAGACACCGUUAUCUUUUAUGAGGUCAGGUGCGGGCAGAGGACAAGAUUUUUCAUGAUUGCAGUCUCUUACAGAGACCGUCUUCAGCUUCUUGGAGCUCCAAUUAAUUACACAAAUUAA
This is a messenger RNA of Corylus avellana, 492 nucleotides long. The record is from RefSeq and is a predicted model, not a curated record. Lineage: Eukaryota; Viridiplantae; Streptophyta; Magnoliopsida; Fagales; Betulaceae.